Messenger RNA from Podarcis muralis (Common wall lizard), 7908 nucleotides. It is a transcript of the gene MEGF6, whose product is annotated as multiple EGF like domains 6. Lineage: Eukaryota; Metazoa; Chordata; Lepidosauria; Squamata; Lacertidae. Gene Ontology annotation, molecular function: scavenger receptor activity; protein binding; calcium ion binding. The record is from RefSeq and is a predicted model, not a curated record.
GAGAGAACAGCUUCUCCUGCAACGGGAUAGCUCGCAUUCUGCAAAGAAAGAAAGAAAGAGACACAGAGAGAAUUAAUGGGAGUUUCUCCCCAUUGUGCGUGAAGGCGCCCUGGAAUGCGCAUUGUAUCCUGUUUGGAAGGAGCAAAGGUGCGCGCGCGCUUUUUUUUCUUCUCCCUCUCUUUCACCGUGCCUGGAUUUUGCUACAAAAACACUACACCUUAAGAAGCGUGGAUCGAGCUCGCGAAUGCAUCUCCCUUUGUCUGGACGGAUCCUGCCAUCCAUGGGCUUCUCCCGAAUGCCACCGUCUCAGCAAAGCCCUUUAAGGCUGGUCUGCAGCACACCGGAGAGGGCAGCUGUUUUUUGCGCCUUCUGCCUUUAAGUCUCCUUGCUUUCCCGUGGAUGUGUGAGGAGGGAGAGGAGAACUCGGUUGCUCCCCAGAGGGAAUGUCCCCGGGUGACAGAUCUAUCUAUCUCCCGGCAAGGGGGACAGAGAGUUCCAAAAGUGCUCUUUUGUAAAGGAACAACAGCAGCAGGAGGAACAGCGACAAACAGACCCGGCUGGGUCAAAUGGUAGCAAUGAACUUCCUUCCUCCGAAAAUCGGGGACCUGCCAGAACUGUGACUUCGCUGCAACUUGCUGGAGGCACCUGGGGGAGGUGUGGGGCCGAGGAUGGCAGCGAUGGCGAUCCAUGCCCUCGCCCGCUACAUCUUUGUCCUCAAGCUGCUUUUCCCUGCCGACGGGAACAAGCUGCUGCCCAACAUGCCAAACGUCUGUGCAGAGCGACAACUCGCAAUGGUCAGUCACCGACAGCCACGCAUCAGCUCCUUCUCUCGGUUGGUUAAAGUGUGGAAUCCAAGUUGUCGAGGGCAUCCAUGGUGCUUGGGCUAUGAACGGAGGAUGGUGUAUUACAUGGACAACAGGCAACUCUACAGCAUGCAGUACCAGACAGUGUACAGGUGCUGCCCGGGAUGGUCUCAGUUUGGAGAGGACGCAGGCUGCCUUUAUCCUGUCUGCAAUUACGGCGUGUGUUUCAAUGGAGGCAAAUGUGCAGAAGGCUCCUCUCAGGUCUGCCACUGCCCUGCAGGCUUCCAGGGCCCCAGCUGCCAAUAUGAUGUGAACGAAUGUGAAACCGGGAACGCAGGCUGCGAAUCCCAGUGCUGUAACACAAUUGGGAGUUUCUACUGCAAGUGUCCUGAAGGAUCCAAGCUUAAAGAUGAUGGAAAGGCCUGUGAAGAUGUUGACGAGUGCCAAGUUCACAAUGGGGGCUGCCAGCACAGAUGUGUGAACACUCUGGGGUCCUAUUACUGCGAAUGCAAGCCAGGCUUUCGUCUGCACACAGACAGCAGGACCUGUCUUGCCAUAAACACCUGUUCUAUCAACAACGGUGGAUGUGAGCAUGACUGUGUGCAGCUCACCCUCUCACAGCAUCAGUGCCAAUGCCGGCCAAAUUACCAGCUGAAGGAGGAUGGGAAGCAUUGCAUUGUGAGAAACCCAUGUGCCAACAGGAAUGGAGGCUGCAUGCACCGGUGUCAGAGCCGGCGUGGGGUGGCGCAUUGCGAGUGCCACCCUGGAUACAGGCUGGCGGCUGACAACAAAGCUUGCGAAGAUAUCGAUGAAUGCGUAGCAGGGAUAGCCAUGUGUGUGCAUGGUUGUCUGAACACCCGCGGCUCCUUUAAAUGCACUUGCAAUCCAGGCUAUGAGUUGGGGGCUGACGGCAAGCAGUGUUACCGUAUAGAAAUGGAAAUUGUGAACAGCUGCGAGACCAGCAAUGGAGGCUGUUCUCACCUUUGCCACCACACCAGCAGUGGUCCUGUCUGCAGCUGCAACUCAGGAUACCAGCUGGACGAAGACAAGAAGACUUGCAUUGAUACAGACGAGUGCGGCGCUCGUUCUCAUUGCUGCCACCAGGACUGCUACAACUACCCAGGGGGUUACGAGUGCGUUUGCUUCGCUGGAUACAGGCUGAACGCUGACGGCUGCAGCUGCGAUGAUGUGGACGAGUGCUCUUCAAAUAAUGGUGGAUGUGAACACCUCUGCCAGAACCUGGUGGGGUCUUUCCAUUGCAGCUGUCAGAUUGGCUACAAGCUCGAUGAAGACCGAAGGAGCUGUCUCUUGCUUGAUGAACCCGUGGAGGCCCUGGAUAGCAGGCGUCCCAUCUUCCGCCCGCUCCCCCACGUGGCGGUCCUGCGAGAUGAGCUCACCCAGCUAUUUGAUGAAGACUACCUUGAUGAGGAGGAGGAGGCGGAAGCAAGAGGAGAGCACACGCUGUCUGAGAAAUUCAUCUGCUUGGACGACACCUUCGGCCACGACUGCAGCCUGACGUGUGACGAUUGCCAAAACGGAGGGGCGUGCAAUGAGGACCGGACAGGCUGCAACUGUCCUGCUGGCUGGAGCGGGAUCCUCUGCAACCAAACCUGCCCAGAAGGUACCUUUGGAAGGAACUGCAGCUCCACUUGCCUCUGCCAAAAUGGAGGCACCUGCAACCCAGUGACGGGAGCCUGCCGCUGCCCACCUGGAGUCAGUGGGGAACUGUGUGAAGAUGGCUGCCCCAAAGGAUUUUUCGGGAAGCAUUGCAGGAAGAAAUGCAACUGUGCCAACAGAGGGCACUGCCACCGAAUCUACGGGGCCUGCCUGUGCGACCCAGGCCUUUAUGGGCGAUAUUGUCAUUUAGCUUGUCCAAAGUGGGCCUACGGCACAGGCUGCUCCGAAGAAUGCCGGUGCACACAAGCAAACAGCCUGGAGUGCGACAAAAAGGACGGUGCUUGCGUGUGCAAACCUGGCUACUCCGGUGACAGAUGCCAGAAAAAAUGUGAUCCAGGCUAUUACGGCGCCAGGUGCAGAAGCAAGUGCGAUUGCCCCUCUGGUUCGCCCUGUGACCAUGUCAGCGGAGAGUGUCAGAAGCAGUGCGCAGCAGGCUACCACGGGGAGAACUGCAGCCAGGAAUGCCCAGAAGGCAAGUUUGGCAUGAACUGUUUACAAACCUGUUCCUGCGGUGGUUCACAAUGUAGCCGCUUCACUGGACAGUGCCACUGUGUGGCCGGGAAGACUGGUGCGGAUUGCAGCCAUGAUUGCCCUGAAGGCCACUGGGGUAGAGGCUGCCAGGAGCUCUGCCCAGAGUGCAAGAAUGGUGCCCGCUGUGAUCCCGCCACUGGCGCUUGCUUGUGCCUUCCUGGAUAUACAGGCAGCCAUUGUCAAGAUGUAUGUCCACCUGGAUGGUUUGGGCAAGAUUGCCAGAUGCGCUGCAACUGUGGGAACGAAGGAUACUGCCACCCUGAGACGGGGAGGUGUAGCUGCCUGCCCGGAUGGACGGGCCACAAUUGCCGAAGAGCCUGCAAUGCUGGCCGCUGGGGUCCCGAUUGCACCAACACUUGCAACUGCAGCAACAGUGAUGGGAGCUGCAAUGCUAUGACAGGACAGUGUCUCUGUGAAGCCGGCUACACCGGGACCCGUUGCGAUCAGAAGUGCCCUGAAGGCUGGUUUGGUCCAAGCUGCCGCCACAGAUGCCAGUGUGACAACGGGGCUGGCUGCGACCACGUCAGCGGGGCCUGCACCUGCACCCCGGGCUGGAGAGGGACCUUCUGUGAACGCCCUUGCCCUGAUGGCUUUUACGGGAUGGAGUGUCACAAGGCCUGCCGGUGCCUGAACGGAGCCCGCUGUGAUCAUGUGACCGGACGCUGCACCUGCCCCGCUGGCUGGAUCGGUCCCACCUGCAAUCAAACUUGCCAGGCUCACCGCUAUGGGGAGAACUGCAGCCAGGAAUGCAGCUGCUCCAAUGGGGCCACCUGUGACCACAUGAGCGGCCGGUGCCUCUGCGCACCUGGAUGGAUGGGAGAGACCUGCCAGCAAGUGUGUCCCGAUGGCUCCUUUGGAGCAAGCUGCCAGCAGCAGUGUCUUUGUCAAAAUGGCGGGACGUGUGAUCCAGUCACCGGGAGCUGCGUGUGUCCCGAAGGCUGGACAGGACUGGCCUGCGAACAGGAGUGCACCCAAGGAAAAUAUGGGGUCAAUUGCCAGGAGAGCUGCGAUUGCCUGAACGAGGGCUUGUGUGCCCGGCAGGCUGGGCGCUGCCUUUGCCGCAGUGGCUGGACAGGAGAGAAGUGCCAAAUCCCUUGCCCCGAGGGCACCUAUGGGGAACAGUGCAAGCAGCGGUGCGACUGUGAGCAUGGGGUCUCCUGCCACCACAUCACAGGGGCCUGUGAUUGCCCGCCAGGGUGGAGAGGACAUCACUGUGAUAAAGCCUGCCUGCCUGGGUCAUUUGGAAAAGACUGCGCUGCCAGCUGUGACUGCCCCCCAGGAACGCCUUGCAACCACAUCACGGGCGAGUGCAGCUGCCCCCCAGGAGUUACGGGCCAUGGAUGUGAGCAAUCUUGUCUCCCUGGGACCUUCGGAAUGAACUGCGCUCGGAUUUGCCAGUGUCCCGGAGUGAACCAUGACUGCCACCCAGUGACGGGAGACUGCAUCUGCGCACCCGGUUACCACGGCAGCAAUUGCCGACAAAGAUGCCCCUCUGGGCGUUACGGUCCAAAUUGUGAGAGGCAGUGCAAGUGCAAGAAUGGGGGGCAAUGUGUGACCACCACGGGAACAUGCCAAUGCCCAGCUGGUUAUAUUGGUGCCGACUGCGGUACUGUGUGCCCAGCUGGUCGCUACGGUGUGGACUGUGCUCUAGUGUGUUCCUGUGGCAACACUGCCACCUGCCAUCAUGCGACAGGCCUCUGCCUUUGCCCACCAGGAAAAACUGGCCCCAACUGUGAGCACGGCUGUCCAGGGAACCGCCACGGAGCCGGCUGCAAGCAGACGUGUGCCUGCCAGAACGGGGGGAUCUGCCUCGCGACCGACGGCUCCUGCCUGUGUGGGCUCGGGUGGAUGGGGAAGUUUUGCGAAUUGGGAUGUCCGCCAGGGAGAUAUGGAGCCAACUGUCAGCUGAGCUGCACCUGCCAAAAUAACAUGACCUGCGACCCCGUGUCGGGAGCCUGCCGCUGCGGGAAAGGGCACUAUGGAGACCUUUGCCAACACACCUGCCCAGCUGGUUUUCAUGGAGUUGGUUGCCAGGAGCUGUGCGACUGUCAGAACGGAGCCACCUGUGACCCGACGACAGGGGAAUGUGUGUGCCCCCCAGGUUUCUACGGCAACCAGUGUCAGAAAGUGUGCGACAUGGGGACGUACGGAAACAAGUGUCAACAUCAGUGUGACUGUGAGGGGAAUGCUCCAUGCGAGGCGACUAGCGGCCGCUGCCUCUGUCCUCCUGGGAAAACGGGUGCCAAGUGUGACGUGGAUUGCCCACUGAAGAAAUUCGGCCCCGAUUGUGCUCUGACGUGCCAGUGCUCCAUGUCCAACGCUUACUGCAAUGCCCAAAAUGGCCGCUGCGUUUGCCUCAACGGUUACAUAGGGGCGAUGUGUCGUGAAGGUGGCCUACCACAGCUGCUAACCCACACGAGACGACAACCGGAACAAUCUGCACAGUCUCGGACUUUUUACCGGGCUUCCUCCAGGGUGGUUGCCCCAUCUGUGAAGCACUAGUUUCUGGACUCAUCACUUCCAGCGCAGACUUGGGCAGAAACUGCAAGGGUUGGCUGCCAAGUAUGGAACUAGCUCACCUGAUUCGUGACCCGCCAGUUUGCAGAUCCGACCCCUCAAGAGCGCAACAAAUCCUAGAUUUUGCCCAGAGGAGCGGUCGUCCUGCACAGACUGAGUGAAAACAGCUCAAAACAAGCACAUAUCUGCUUCGAACCAACAAGGCAGUGUGGAAAACCUCCCCCCACUCCAAUCCUCCAUCUCCUCCACUCACAAAAUCUGGAAACCAUUUUUAAGCAUAGCCAUUUUGUCUCUGAGCUUCUGGACUUAAAAAGAGCAAAAGCUUGUAAUUAUGAGUUAUUCUUGUUUGCCUGGAAUUAUUAAUAGCAGGAUUCUGUAUUUAUGUAAAGGUAUUAUUUAUGGGCAGGUGUAUCAAAAGUUGCAUCUUCUCACUUGCUACACGAAAGGCCCUAUGGGUCUGUGUAGCCCUGGAAAGUGUGGGAGACAGAGGGUGGAAGUGUGUUUGUUUGAAACACAACAUCCCUGGCGCUUGAGAUAGAAUGAUCUCAACAGUCCCCAUAUUAACUAGCCAAGAGCUUGAGAGUGGCAAGCUGCUGGGUGGUGGGGGGGGGGAGAGAGGAUAGCCCCUUUUAACUCCCAGAAGGCCCCAGGUGCAAAAACAUGGCACUACAAAGGUGCAGACUGUUUUGCUGCCUUUCCAUUAUCUGGCCUAAGGGAUGUGUAGAAGAAUCGUAGCCUGGCACCUCAGAUGCACCAGCCAGCCUGAGAUUAUUUCACAUAAAAAGUUUGUGGGGUUGCUUACUUUAGGUUGCCUUUUGCAUAUAUACAAAGGAGCCAUUAAGCCUGCAACCUAAAGCCUAAAUACAUCAGACUUGGGGACGGUUGUUUUAACUGCCUGGCUUUGCAUAAGACGAAUUGAUGCCCAUUGCUCCACCUUUAGCCAACCUGGUGCUCUCCUGCCGUUUUGGACUACAACACCCAUCAUCCCCCACCAAUAUAUCAUCAGAGAGAGAUUGCAAGAAGCAGGGGCUUGUGAAAUGCUAUAGGAACAUCUCUUCUGCUAUGAUCCUUGUUUUCCCAUCAUGGAAGAGGGGAAAGACCAAGGAACUUGUUCCGAGCAAGAGCUAAAAAGUUGUUAGAUUAAUUCAUGCAUGAGCCCUAUGGUUGUUGGGCCUUUUUGUUAAGCGUGCUUUUUCCUCCUUGUUUUAGAGUCUUUUAUAAGCUUUUUGCCUGGCCUUUCCCUAUACAGCCAUGAGGGAAAGUCACUUGAUGUUUUUAAACAGAAACUUGGAACUCUGCCAUAUCUGAAACGUGCUUGGUGGCCCACAAACUUUCUGCUGCAUCUCCGACAGCCUACAUCGUAUUUGCAAUGAAGUACUUUUGUGAAGACUCAAAGCAAUUUGGGAACCAAGACAGGAUGAAAAGGGCGGGAUUUUAUCAUCCUGCAUGGCACCAGGAGGGGUCAGAACACCUAGGGAAGUCUUCCUUUUUAAAGUAGCGAUGGCACAGAAAUCGGUUAAUCACAGGAGAGCAAAAACCAAACAAUUCAGGAAUUUCACCCCCAAACACACAUCUUCACCAUUUCCCUCAAUCUUUAUCUUGCAAAAGGUGAGGUAGGUUUGCAGCAAAGGCAUCAUCAUCUUACCUUGAACAUCCAUUGCCAAUCUGGAAAACAGAAGUUCCCAGCGCUUCCGAUAAAGAACUCCACUGAGCCAGAAGACAUGGAAAAACGCUCACUGCCCAAGCUCCUCUUUACAAGGGCUAAGUCUUGGGAAAUAAAAAAGAGUCUCAGUUAAAAGCUGAGCUAUUGUAGCAAAGAGACAGAGCGAAAGAACUCACCAUCACCACUGAGAUUUUUAUCAUGUGUCAUGCAUAAGAACUUGAACCCGGCUUUAGAAAGUAAUCAGAAACUGUGGAGCUGUACAGUGUUUUAUAUGUGAAGGUUUUAGCUUUCAUACUUGUGCUUGGGGACAACACAUCAGAAACUUCCCCCAGCUAAAAUUUAGUAGACAAGAGUUUUGCCUUUUCGGUUUAAUGGAAGUUUUUAUUUGCAAGAUUAGUGCUCCUUUGUCCAUAAUGCCCUAGCCUGUUUUCAAAAGCACCACCUACCUGCUAUCUACCCUCUUUGCUGUCCCCUCAAAGUUGUGUUUUACCCCCAAGCAGAGCCGUAGAAGUUAAUGGACUUAAGUCAGUCAUGCCUGUUACAUUUACUUUGUGUUGGACUAAGACUGGAAACAAUCCAUGACCUCUGACUUACUCCUGCCAUCGGUUUACAGAUCUUUGGUUUUUUCCAGCUGCAGUACUGCAGAACGUUUUGCCAUACGUCUGACAAAAUUAUAAUGUUGUCACUUGCUUCUAUUAAAAUAUAUAUUUAUAUUUA